Trichoderma aggressivum f. europaeum is the source of this 1263-nucleotide messenger RNA. RefSeq lists its product as uncharacterized. The record is from RefSeq and is a predicted model, not a curated record. Lineage: Eukaryota; Fungi; Ascomycota; Sordariomycetes; Hypocreales; Hypocreaceae. The coding region runs from base 1 to 1263 and encodes 420 amino acids. The transcript is spliced from 3 exons. Gene Ontology annotation, cellular component: transcription factor TFIIE complex. Gene Ontology annotation, biological process: transcription open complex formation at RNA polymerase II promoter; transcription initiation at RNA polymerase II promoter.
AUGGAUCUCGCUGUAACAUUAAUCAAGGCCGUCAUGCGGGCGUUCUACCCGACGCGAGACAUCCUUGUGGUGGACGCACUGAUUCUUCAUGAAGCGCUUCGCGACGACGAUCUAGCCUAUUUAAUGGCCAUCAACACCAAGGACUUGCACAAGAUAUGCGGAAAACUCAGAGAAGACCGCUUUCUGACAGUUCACACGAGAUCCGAGUUGCGACCAGGCAACCCGCGACCGAGUAAUCGCACAUGGUACUACAUCAACUACCGACAUACCAUCGACGCCAUCAAGUGGCGGGUUUACAACAUAGACAAAGAAGUCCAGGGAACCACCGUGCCGGUAAACGAAAAGAAGGAAUACUUUUGCUCGUUCUGUAAGGCGGAAUGGACGGCGAUGGAAGUUUUGGACAGCGUUGGGCCCGAGGGCUUCCUUUGUCACCGAUGCCGACGACCUUUGUCAUUUGAAGCAGAUCGAAAUGCUGGCGGGCACGAACAGUCUACUAGACUGAAUGACCAAUUCAAGUUCAUCAGCGAGCUCUUGCCUAAAAUCGACGCAGCCCAUAUUCCGGAAUGCGACUUUGACCGGGCCUUGUCAAAGGCUCGGCCAGUGAUCCGCGACGCUACGCACCAACGCGCAGCUACGAUACCCGUUGAUGACGCAUCGUCUCGGCCCAUGGCAGUUCGAGGCUUGGCCAAUACAGGUCCGCAGUCCAUCGCCGUCAACAUAUCCACGUCUGACGGGCCGUCGGAGGCUGAGAAGGAGGCCGACAGACUUCGCAAAGAAAAGAUUGCGCAGCAGAACGCGCUCCCAUCCUGGAUGUCAAACAGUACUAUUACGGGAGAGUCGUUUUCUGCGACGGCUGAAGCUGGUGCUUUGGGGUUGGGCAGAGACGCAGCGGAGCGAAAACUGUCUCAGGGCAAAUUGGUCGACAACAAUGCCACUACGCAGAUUGAUGACAUCUUCGAGAAGCUCAAGGCAGAGCAAGCUGCCAUCUUGGCGCGGGAAGCAGAUGAUGAAGACGAAGAAGAGGAGUAUGGUUCCGAAGAGGAGGAUGACGAAUUCGAAGAUGUCAUGGCCACGGGCAACAACUCGGGCCUGGGCACGCCCGGCAUUAAGACUGAGGCAUCGGAGGUUCCAUCAGGUGACGUAUCCCGAAUGGAAGACAGCUCAGAUGAGAGGGCGAACAAGCGGGUCAAGGUUGAGCCUGGAGUUAAAAAGGCGGACAGCGGUGACGAAGACGACGAUGAGCUGGAGUUUGAGGAUGUCUGA